This is a messenger RNA of Fusarium subglutinans, 786 nucleotides long. RefSeq lists its product as uncharacterized. Lineage: Eukaryota; Fungi; Ascomycota; Sordariomycetes; Hypocreales; Nectriaceae. Bases 1 to 786 code for a protein of 261 amino acids. The transcript has a single exon. The record is from RefSeq and is a predicted model, not a curated record. Gene Ontology annotation, cellular component: mitochondrion.
AUGCCUAUUUUGCUCCGAGGCUUUUUCAAUGUCUCAAGGCAUGUAAAGCAGUCGACUAAAUGGUGCCGCGCAAUAAAUGGUGCAAGGCUGAUGAGUAAACGCAAAGCCAAGGCUCCAAAACCAUUUGAAUUGAUAUAUCCCGAUGCUCCAACCAAGGAGCACUCCGAUCUCAAAUCCUUCUUAUCAUACGUGGAACGUGUCAGCUUGAACAAAAGAUCUUCGGUCUACAGAGGCACCCAUUAUGAAUACACAGUCGCCGAUACUCUAUCCCAGUAUGGCUUCUUUCUCAAACGCGUUGGCGGACAGUCAGACCGUGGCAUGGAUCUUCUAGGGAUAUGGACACUCCCCUCCACGACACGAACAUUCAAGGUGGUUCUCCAGUGUAAAGCGGGCGCUCGGAGUGCAAGCCCAAUGUACAUUCGCGAGCUCAAGGGCGCUAUGGCAGCAGCGCCUCCGGGAUGGCGAGGCAAUGAUGUCCUGGGCCUCCUGGUGGGUGAGAGACCAGCCACGAAGGGUGUGCAGGGCGAGAUGCACUCUGCGGAUGUGGCGCUAGGCUAUGUGUGUUGUUCCAAAGAGGGAGAUGUUCUGCAGCUGCUAUGGAAUAUCAAGGCUCAAGCGAUGGGUCUAGAUGGAGUUACAGUUGGGUUGAAGUAUGGAGAGAAUGAUAACAAGCUUGUGUUGAUGAGGGGGGGUGAAAUGUUGCCUCUGCUGGAGAAGACCAAGACUGAGGAGGACGACUUGGUGGUUGAUGUGUCUGCCAUUGAGAUCGAAGGCUCACAGGGCUAA